AUUUUGUUUUGGUUUCCCGUCCCAAACAAACCUUCACUCCAAAAGUACCGUUUCUAAACCUUGUGCUCUUUCUUCACUAUUCACUCUUCACUGAUCCGCACCUCCGGUAGCCGGCGGGAGCUAAAAAUCGCCAUUGUAAUCGUUUUCUCAGACGAGUCUAUCGAUCAAUCGCGCGCACGCCCGAGAGAGAGAGAGAGGAGUAGAUGGCCGAGACAUUGACGCGAAGCUACGCAAGGCUAACGCCGGAAGAAGAGAGGCUGAGAAUCCGAGACAUUUCAUUGGCUGCUGAAUCCCAAAGCAAAGAGGGCGAUACUUUCUAUCUUAUCACUCAAAGAUGGUGGCAAACCUGGAUUGAUUAUGUUAAUCAAGAUCAAAUGAAUGUUGCGAGUGGUGAAUCUUCUCUGCACAAUUUAGAAUCUGCGGAUGCUUGUUUGUCAAGAAGGCCGUCUAAUAUUGAUAAUAAGUUUCUGAUAAAUGAAUCUUCAUUAAGUGAUAGCAGUGCAGAUGAACUUCAUGAUACUUUGGUAGAAGGCCGUGAUUAUGUCUUGUUGCCUGAGGAAGUCUGGAAUCAACUUCACUCUUGGUAUGGAGGGGGACCAACAUUGGCGAGAAAAGUAAUCAAUUCUGGUCUUAGUCAAAUGGAAUUAGCUAUAGAAGUAUAUCCUUUGCAUCUUGAGCUACUUCUUACACCAAAAGGUGAUCGUUCUACCAUAAGAAUAAGCAAAAAGGAAACCAUUAGGGAGCUUCACAAGCGAGUUUGUGGGAUUUUUGACCUUGACCCUGAGCAAAUACGCAUUUAUGACUUUUAUGGGCAGAAGAAACAUGCAUUGCCGACGGAUCUGGACAAAACGCUUGAUGAUGCAAACAUACAGAUGGACCAGGAAAUUCUCGUGGAGGUAUAUGUGACAAAUUCUGUAAAGAGAACCGACCCUGCUGGGAAGCAGUCAAAUUCUUUUCUUUUAGAGCCUUCAAAGUCAGGUUUAUCUAUUGCUGGAGGUUUGUCUGCAACUAAAGGCGUAUCUAAAAACUGCGAUUCAGAGCUCUCACAAGGUCAGAAUCAGGUGUCACCACAUCAGGAAUCAAACAAUGUGCAAGAAGCAAGUGGUGUUACCACAAGAGGUGCUACUGCAGGUCUCAGUGGGCUGCUAAAUCUUGGAAAUACUUGUUAUAUGAAUAGCGCCAUACAAUGCCUUGUUCAUACACCAGAGUUUACUAGAUAUUUUCGUGAAGAUUACCGUGGAGAAAUAAACUGGCAGAAUCCAAUGGGCAUGGUUGGAGAGCUGGCUCUUGCAUUUGGUGAAUUACUUAGAAAAAUUUGGGCUCCAGGACGAACACCGGUUGCUCCUCGGCCUUUUAAAGCAAAGCUAGCUCGUUUUGCUCCUCAGUUCAGUGGGUAUAACCAGCAUGAUUCACAGGAACUCUUGGCGUUUCUGUUGGAUGGAUUGCAUGAAGAUUUGAAUCGUGUCAAAGAUAAACCUUACAUUCUUUCUAAGGAUGCAGACGGAAGACCUGAUGAAGAGGUUGCUCAUGAAUAUUGGGCAAACCAUAAAGCUCGUAAUGAUUCUAUUAUUGUUGAUGUUUGCCAGGGCCAAUACAAGUCGACUCUGGUUUGCCCUGUGUGCGCAAAAGUUUCAGUCACAUUUGAUCCCUUCAUGUAUCUUUCUUUGCCCCUCCAGUCUACUGCUACGCGCCCUUUGACUGUAACUAUAUUUAGCAGUGAUGGAAGUCUGCUGCCUAAUGUUUGCACUGUGACUGUUCCAAAGCAAGGACGAUGCAGGGAUUUGAUCCAAGCACUAAGUGCAGCUUGUUCCUUAAAGCCUCAUGAGAAGCUUCUACUCGCAGAGAUACAGAAUCACUUGAUCCACCGGUUCUUUGAAGAUCCUUUGACAUCAUUGUCCAGCAUUAAAGAUGAGGAUCACCUUGCUGCCUAUAGGAUCCUUCACCCAGCAAAGGGAAUAAUAUUUCUUCAGCUAAUACACCGUCUUGAAGACAAGGGGACAGUUAAUGCUCAGAGUAUGAAGGGAUGGAAACCCUAUGGAACCCCACUAGUUUCACCUAUCUCAUGUGAUGAUGUAACUACAAGGGGUGAUGUUCAAUCAAUGGUUCGCACAAUGUUAUCUCCAUUGUUGAAGGGUAGAGAACAAACUGAUGUAUCAGAAGAUGGCAUUUCAUCAGCUGUUGAGCCAUCUUCUGAAUCUUCAACACUGAGGGAAAGAAACAAUGCUGGGACUUGUGGAAUGGGGAAAUUGCCUCUUCAAUUGGUAGAUGAAAAUAAUGUAUGUAUUGACCUAUCUGUAGGAGAAGAAAAACCUGUCAAAAUUUCCUCGUCAUCGAAAUCUCUGUUAGUGUUUAUCAAUUGGUCAAAGGAACUGCUUGAGAAAUAUGAUACAUCUUACUUGGAAAAUCUGCCUGAAGUCUGCAAGAAUGGACCUCCAGCUAAGAAAGCUCGCACAGAACCUUUGUCCUUGUAUAGCUGCUUGGAAGCUUUCCUGCGUGAAGAGCCUUUGGUCUCUGAACCAGAUAUGUGGAAAUGUCCUCAAUGUGAAGAGCGGCGACAAGCAAGCAAGAAGCUAGAUUUAUGGAGGCUUCCAAAAGUUCUGGUCAUCCAUCUGAAGCGGUUCUCAUAUAACAGAUCAAUCAAGAACAAAUUAGAUACGUUUGUCAACUUCCCUAUAUACGAUCUUGACGUAACUAAGUACAUAGCAAACAAGAACAAUUCUGAUCCUCAACUUUAUGAGCUGUACGCUUUAAUCAACCACUACGGGAGCAUGGGUAGUGGCCACUACACUUCACACAUCAAGCUCCUGGAUGAGAAUAGGUGGUAUAGCUUUGACGAUAACCAUGUAUCAGCUAUCGGUGAAGAAGAGGUGAAGACUAAUGCUGCAUAUGUUCUAUUAUACCGAAGGAAGAAAGAUAUCGCUUCUGAAAGCAUUUAAAAUAUUUGGAUGCUCGAUUCAACUAUUACAUGAUGAAGAAAGAAGGAAACUGCUGAAGUUUUGUUUAUAUUAUAUGAUGUAGUAUAAUUUUGUAAUAGAAUUGUUUUGAAGAAGCUAGUGUUCUAUGCGUAUAGGAGCUGAAAAUUGGCUCAGCUUAUAGAAGGAUUAUACGUAGUACUUGGUUGGCCACUUUGUGGUUUCUCUCCUAGAAUUCAUUUAUUGUAACUUACUGGAUCUUGUACAAGUUAGACCAUUCAGAACGUUUUAACCUAAGAACUUGUGGUGCUUUGUGAAUAA
Molecule: messenger RNA, 3233 nt
Organism: Spinacia oleracea (spinach)
Lineage: Eukaryota; Viridiplantae; Streptophyta; Magnoliopsida; Caryophyllales; Amaranthaceae
Product: ubiquitin carboxyl-terminal hydrolase 5
Exons: 13
Coding region: 204-2936 (910 amino acids)
Biological process (GO): protein deubiquitination
Molecular function (GO): cysteine-type deubiquitinase activity
Source: RefSeq, a predicted model, not a curated record